CAGUUAUCUCUAAAUUAAGAUUGCAGAGUAAGUUUCCUCUCUUAUAAAAGAAAAAAAAAAUAAAACGAAACAGUUUUUGAAAAGCAGCAGCGAAGGGAAAGCGGGAAGACUCCAUAAGCUGUUCUUGAAAGAGAUAGAAAUAAAUUAGUGUUUAAACACUUAAAUAAUGGAAAGCAGCUCUACGGCAACGGCAAGACAUACUUGCCUUAAGCUGGAAAUUCCAAGCACCGAUCCUCUCUUCGUGAAAGGCACGUGGUUCGAUACUCACUUCCAUCUCUCCGUCACCGAUGGCCUCCGCGCUUGGCUCUGCAACGCGACGGAGGAGGAGGUGCAGGAAAGAGCGGCUCAGUGGGAUCAGCCCGUCGCUGAAUACAUUGAAUUAGCCGAACGGUAUUUAGGGUUUCAACAGCCCGGUACAGUCUACCGGUUCGUUGAUGCUGGCGAUGACCACAAAAGACUUUCAUGGACUUUCGAAAGAGAAGGAACUAAGCUUGAAUGGCGAUGGAAAUUCCAGCCGUCGUAUGAUAGCCGAAAGAUUACAGCAGGAAUUUUGGAUUUUCUUAUGGAUGCAAACAUUAACCUAAGCGUAGAAGAAGUGGUUAGAAAAACUCAAUCUUUUGAGAAGCUCAAACUGGAAGCUGAGAAAUGUUUAGAACAAAGUGAGAGAUUUACCAAUGAGAAGAUGGAAUUUGAAUCAGAAAUCUAUGCAAAGUUCCUUGGGGUCUUGAAUUCAAAGAAGGCAAAACUCAGGGAGCUUCGAGACCAGCUCUCAAAACAGGAAAUUGCAGGAAAAGCUUCGGUGGAUGAGGAAGAAUCUACUGAUAAAACAGAGAGCUACCAUAGUGGAAGUAAUGCAGAGGAAAGUGAAGAAGAAGCUGAAAAGAACAUCACAAGCAGUUCAAAGGAUAUUCCAGCAGGCAGAGAUCGUGGUCGAAAGAGAGCUACACGCAAGUAAUGAUCUGGUUGAGCAUAGAUUGGUAUGUUAACCCAAUGCUAUUCUCCCUCCCCUUUUGUGUGCUCUUCUUUUCCCUAAUCUGUAGAUUCUUCAACAUCUCUAACAAUAUAUUACAGUAGUUGAUAUUUCCGGAUUGGCAUUUUUUUGUCAUUUCUAAAAA
Gossypium raimondii (Peruvian cotton) is the source of this 1115-nucleotide messenger RNA. Its product is annotated as DNA repair protein XRCC4. The coding region runs from base 167 to 955 and encodes 262 amino acids. The transcript has 5 exons. NCBI's taxonomy places the organism in Eukaryota, Viridiplantae, Streptophyta, Magnoliopsida, Malvales, Malvaceae. Gene Ontology annotation, biological process: response to X-ray; positive regulation of ligase activity; DNA recombination. Gene Ontology annotation, cellular component: DNA-dependent protein kinase-DNA ligase 4 complex; nucleus; DNA ligase IV complex. The record is from RefSeq and is a predicted model, not a curated record. Gene Ontology annotation, molecular function: DNA binding.